Pezoporus flaviventris is the source of this 901-nucleotide messenger RNA. Its product is annotated as acyloxyacyl hydrolase-like. The annotation marks the transcript as partial. The record is from RefSeq and is a predicted model, not a curated record. NCBI's taxonomy places the organism in Eukaryota, Metazoa, Chordata, Aves, Psittaciformes, Psittacidae. Gene Ontology annotation, biological process: negative regulation of inflammatory response; lipopolysaccharide catabolic process. Gene Ontology annotation, molecular function: acyloxyacyl hydrolase activity; calcium ion binding. The transcript has 6 exons.
CUAAUAGUGUGGAAGAGCAGCAAGGGAAAUGGUGCUUUUGGUUACCUGACACGAUGUCCCAUUGGCAUCCUCCUGUUCUGCAGGAACAACGACACGCUGGCUUCCAUGACUACACCCAAAGAGAUGCUCUCCAACAUGAUGCAGGUGCUGCGAUACCUGGACACCCGUCUUCCAAACGGCAGCCACGUGAUUUUAACAGGCUUGGUGGAUGGGCGCUUCCUGUGGGAUAACCUGCACAACAGAUACCAUCCCCUAGGGCAGCUGAACAGGGAUAUCACAUACAGCCAACUGUAUUCUUUCCUCGACUGCCUCCAGGUGAGCCCGUGCAGGGGCUGGAUGACUCCCAAUGAGACCCUCAGGAACUUGACCUCAGAGAGAGCUUUACAGCUUUCCAAUGUCCUGAAAGAAAUAGCGAGAUCUGAGAAAUUCGCCAACUUUGAUAUUUUCUACAUGGAUUUCCCACUGAGACAAACGGCCGAGAAGUGGCACAGGAUGGGAGGUGAGCCCUGGCAGCUGAUCGAACCAGUUGAUGGCUUCCACCCCAGCCAGAUUGCUGCAGCCCUCGGCACAAGCAUCACCUGGCAGAAGGCACUGCAGGAAUGGCCUCAGGUGCUUGGAAAGGAGAAUCCAUUCAAUGACCAGAUAGAAGCUAUAUUCAAAGAUCAAGGUGGACACUGACUUCAAACGGCCGGAGCUCUGACGUGGUUUAUGGUGAUGCUUCCCAGUGCAUGCCACGGAACCAGAUGAUUAAAGACACACACACUCAAAAAGGGAGAGGGCAAGUUGUCAGAGCCAGUAGCAGUGGACAUAACACAGCAGCGCUCUUUUCAGUCUGUAUCUCACACCUGCACAAGUAGGCUAUGCUAUGCAAAAAUAAAAGUCAAAGGAUACCUGCCAGCUA